Lathyrus sativus (Indian pea) is the source of this 2607-nucleotide messenger RNA. Lineage: Eukaryota; Viridiplantae; Streptophyta; Magnoliopsida; Fabales; Fabaceae. The record is from the annotation of a GenBank genome assembly.
AUGUUUUCAGAAGUGAAAAGUUGGAUUAAUAGAGGACAAAAGGUGAAGGGAACAGUUCUUUUGAUGCAAAAGAAUGUCUUGGACAUUAACGUUCUUACUUCUGCUACAAGCGCACGUGGUUUAUUCAUAGGUGGAGUCAACGCCGCUGCUGGUGUUACUAACGCUUUAAUUGACACUUACACUGCACAUUGGGGCCGUUCUGUGGCUUUCAGCUUGAUUAGUGCUACUUCUACAGAUGGAAGUGGAAAAGGAAAAGUGGGGGAGAAAACAUAUCUAGAAGGUCUCGUUACUUCCAUACCAAUAUUGGGAGCAGGGCAGUCUGCAUUUGAUAUUCAUUUUGAUUGGGAUAGUGAGAUGGGAAUUCCAGGAGCAUUUUAUGUUGAAAACAAAAUGCAAGGAGAAUUCUUUCUUGUAAGUUUGACACUAGAAGAUAUUCCCAAUCAUGGAACCAUCCACUUUGUUUGCAACUCAUGGGUUUACAAACAUACAAAAUAUAAUACUAAACGCAUCUUCUUUGCCAACAAGACAUAUCUUCCAAGUAAAACACCAGCUCCAUUAGUGUACUAUAGACAAGAAGAACUAAAGAAUUUAAGAGGAGAUGGAAGAGGAGAGCGUGUUGAAUCAGAAAGGAUCUACGAUUACGAUGUAUACAAUGAUUUGGGUAAUCCUGACAGGAAAGCUAGCCUGGCUCGUCCCGUUGUCGGAGGAUCUAGCAACAUGCCUUACCCUAGAAGGGGGAGAACUGGUAGAAAUCCAUCUAAGAAAGAUCCGAAAAGUGAGAGUCGGGGCGACUUCUUUUACAUUCCAAGAGACGAAUCAUUUGGUCAUUUGAAGUCUUCAGAUUUUCUUGUUUACAUACUCAAAUCAGCAUCUCAAAAUAUCAUACCGCAAUUGAGAUCUGUAGUUACAUUACAACUCAAUAACUCUGAGUUUAACACAUUUGAAGAAGUGCGCUCCCUUUACGAUGGUGGAAUUAAGCUUCCUACUGAUGUACUAAGCAAGAUUAGUCCAAUACCACUUUUCAAGGAAAUUUUUCGAAAUGAUGGUGAACAAGCCCUUAAGUUUCCACCACCUAAAGUGAUUCAAGUGAAUCAAUCUGCAUGGAUGACAGAUGAAGAAUUUGCAAGGGAGAUGAUUGCUGGUGUGAAUCCACACAUCAUCAAAAGGCUUCAAGAGUUUCCACCAAAAAGCAAGCUAGAUAGGCAACUCUAUGGUGAUAAUACAAGCACUAUAACCAAAGAACACUUGGAGCCAAACAUGGGCGGAGUCACUGUAGAACAAGCUAUCCAAAACAAAAAACUUUACAUACUUGAUCACCACGACACAAUAUAUCCAUUUUUAAGGAAAAUAAACGCAACUGAUACGAAGACAUAUGCUACUAGAACCAUCAUUCUCUUGCAAAAUGAUGGAACUUUGAAGCCAUUGGCCAUUGAACUAAGUAAGCCACAUCCUCAAGCUGAUAGUUUCGGUCCUGUCAGUAAAGUUUACUUGCCUGUAAGUGAAGGUGUUGAAGCUUCAAUUUGGUUCCUUGCCAAGGCUUUCGUUGUUGUAAAUGACGCCACGCAUCACCAACUUUGUAGCCAUUGGUUGAACACUCAUGCUGUUGUUGAGCCAUUCAUCAUAGCAACAAAUAGACAUCUUAGUGUGGUUCACCCUAUUCAUAAACUUUUACUUCCUCAUUACCGCGACACAAUGAACAUCAAUGCACUUGCUAGAAAUGUUCUAGUUAAUGCGGAGGGUAUUAUAGAAUCAACAUUCUUGGGUGGAGCAUGUUCUGUGGAAAUGUCUUCUUUUGUAUACAAAGAUUGGGUUUUCACUGAGCAAGGAUUGCCUCAUGAUCUACUCAAAAGGGGAGUGGCUGUUGAAGAUCCAACUUCACCGCACGGUGUUCGUCUUCUGAUAGAGGACUAUCCUUAUGCUGUUGAUGGGCUAGAUAUAUGGGCUGCUAUUAAGUUAUGGGUUGAAGAAUAUGUGAACUUCUACUACAAGUCAGAUACUGAUGUUUCUCAAGAUUCUGAACUCCAGGCAUUCUGGAAAGAACUUGUAGAAGUGGGCCAUGGUGAUUUGAAGAAUGCAACAUGGUGGUUUAAGAUGCAAACUCGUGCAGAGUUGAUUGAAGCUUGCACCAUUCUCAUAUGGAUUGCUUCAGCACUUCAUGCAGCUGUUAAUUUUGGACAAUAUCCGUAUGGAGGAUACAUCCUUAACCGACCAACUAAAAGUAGAAGAUUCAUGCCUGAGAAAGGAUCACCGGAGUAUGAUGAGCUUUCUAAGAACUUUCAGAAGGCUUAUUUGAAAACAAUCACACCAAAAAAGGAUGCCCUUACUGACCUAACAAUCUUAGAGGUCUUGUCAAGGCAUGCUUCUGAUGAGCAGUACCUUGGACAGAGAAAUGAAGGUGAACUUUGGACUUCUGAUUCAGUACCAUUAGAGGCAUUCAAGAGGUUUGGAAGGAAGUUGUCUGAAAUUGAGAAAAAGCUUGUUGGAAGGAACAAUGACGAGUCGUUGAGGAAUCGCUAUGGACCUGUGAAGAUGCCUUACACUUUGCUUUAUCCUUCUAGUGAGGAAGGAUUGACUUGCAGAGGCAUUCCUAAUAGUAUCUCCAUCUAA